Molecule: messenger RNA, 1164 nt
Organism: Heterocephalus glaber (naked mole-rat)
Lineage: Eukaryota; Metazoa; Chordata; Mammalia; Rodentia; Bathyergidae
Gene: Nit2
Product: nitrilase family member 2
Biological process (GO): oxaloacetate metabolic process; L-glutamine metabolic process
Cellular component (GO): mitochondrion
Molecular function (GO): omega-amidase activity
Source: RefSeq, a predicted model, not a curated record
GGCUCCCUCCCUCGCGCGUCCGCUUUGUUCUCGCUGUCUGCGGAUGGCCCUUCCAGGGAGAGCCAUGGCCUCAUCUCUGCAGAGUGGGUGAUUUGCAGAAUGACCCCAAGUUCCGUGCCUGGACAGGAUGAGGGGAAGUCAUCAACAUAGCCAUGCUUUCCGCUUGGCCCUCAUCCAGCUUCAAGUUUCUUCCAUCAAAUCAGAUAAUGUCACUCGAGCUUGUAACCUCAUUCGGGAGGCAGCAAAGCAAGGAGCUCAAAUAGUUUCUCUGCCUGAAUGCUUUAAUUCUCCAUAUGGCACAAAUUACUUUCCUGAAUAUGCAGAGAAAAUUCCUGGUGAAUCCACGCAGAAGCUUUCUGAAGUAGCAAAAGAGUGCAGCAUAUAUCUCAUUGGAGGCUCCAUCCCUGAGGAGGAUGCUGGGAAAUUAUAUAACACCUGUGCUGUUUUUGGGCCUGAUGGAACUUUACUAGUAAAACACAGAAAAAUCCAUCUGUUUGACAUUGAUGUUCCUGGGAAAAUUACAUUUCAAGAAUCUAAAACAUUGAGUCCUGGUGAUAGUUUCUCCACAUUUGAUACCCCUUACUGCAGAGUGGGCCUAGGCAUCUGCUACGACAUGCGCUUUGCAGAGCUUGCACAAAUCUAUGCACAGAGAGGAUGCCAGCUCUUGGUGUAUCCUGGGGCUUUCAAUUUGACCACUGGACCAGCUCACUGGGAGUUGCUUCAGCGAGGCCGGGCUGUUGAUAAUCAGGUGUAUGUGGCCACGGCCUCUCCUGCCCGGGAUGACAAAGCCUCAUAUAUUGCUUGGGGACACAGCACCAUUGUGAAUCCUUGGGGUGAAGUCCUAGCCAAAGCUGGCACUGAAGAAAUGAUCCUGUAUUCAGAUAUAGACCUGAAGAAGUUGGCUGAAAUACGUCAGCAGAUCCCAAUUUUAAGACAAAAGCGAUUAGACCUCUAUGCAGUGGAGCCAAAAAAGCCCUAAGGAUUAUGUUUCCAACAUGUCACGAAACAAGAAGAUAUGAUUUUGCAGCAUAAUAAAUUCCCUUUUGAGUCCUUUUUAUGGGGAGGGGCAUUGGGGAAUGAAACCAAGCCUCAUACUUGCUGAACACAUGGCUCAGAGUUAUACCCCUAUUGCCUAUUAAAUAUAUCCUUUUUCCUUUUUUUACA